This is a messenger RNA of Melampsora larici-populina 98AG31, 1326 nucleotides long. RefSeq lists its product as uncharacterized. The coding region runs from base 1 to 1326 and encodes 441 amino acids. The transcript has 4 exons. The record is from RefSeq and is a predicted model, not a curated record. NCBI's taxonomy places the organism in Eukaryota, Fungi, Basidiomycota, Pucciniomycetes, Pucciniales, Melampsoraceae.
AUGUUUUCAAUCUUGACAACAACACUAGUUUCACUGGCCAUUCUGCAUCAAAGAAUCUUGUGCACUUUUGAAGAACUUGAAGAUUCUUUGAUUGCAUCAUCUGAAUAUGCUACUCCAAACAAUAUACCAGAGAUUGACACCUCCUUAUCCCUCAUUCCUGGCUCUUCUAGCAAGAAAUACCCUGUGAAUAGAGAGUCUUUUACAAGACAAGAUGGGCAACAUGACUGGUUUGAAUUGAAUGAAGAAAAAAGAAAAGACCUUCAGACACUUCAAUUAAUCCCUCUUCACACAGAAAACCUAUUGCAAGAAACAAACAAUAUUGUCAACAACUUUCCUGGAAUGCACACAUCAACUAAAAACCUAAAUGAUCAACAAGGCAAGACAUUGAUAGGUGCCAAUGAGGAUGUGGUCCUUAGCCUGGGAAUACCUCAACAACAAUUGUCAAUGCUGGUAAAGUAUCAUAAAUCCUACUUCAUUGAUGGACCCCACCAAGGACCAAAUGAACAAAUUGUCAGAAUAGACCUCUCACAAACCUGUUGUGGCUUUUCUGCAGUUUAUGAUAUGAGAAACAGACCAGGAAACAAGAGGCACUAUUCAGAAGUGGCAUUCCAUGGUUCCACCACAAAUGAUGGUCCUCAUGCAAUCAAGAUGCAUCUACUCAAACCGACUUUGAAAAUUGACUUAAUCAUACCAGAAAGGAUGUGGGACUUCAAUGACCUUUGUCACUCAAUGCAACCAAACCAAGUAAGUGGAUAUGCAACCACCAUCAAGGUACUUGGAGACCUGCGUCAAGAUUGGAUUGAAGCUCUUGAAAGGGAAGGUGAAGGAUUUGUGACAAAUUUAUGUAGUAUUUUAACUCAACAAGAUCACCAUCUACUGAAGAAAGAAGCUAUAAGGAACAUGAUAAGCCUUUUUCAUGGGAUUUGGAUACGACAAAGUGCAGUUGCAGAGCUUUUCAAGAUUCAAAAUAGGACUCAAGAUUUACAAAUUCACAGUUUUGAAUCAUUAGCUUCUAUUCUUCAAAAUCAUGAAUUUACUUUGGCACCAUUAUCUCUAUUGAAGAGAAAACCAUCAUCUGGACAUGUUCAGAAUGAAUAUUUUAGACUUUUCAAUUUUAUUCAUACUUCUCCUAGACAAACUAAAACCAAAAAGAACAUUCUUUUUCAUCUUCAAUGUGGCAUUUUGAACAAGUGGAAUUUCAUUGAAUAUCAAAAGUUAAAUGGUGACAUUUUCAAACAUGAAGACAAAGAUUUGCCCUCUUUUGAGAAUGAUUCAGCCUUGAGAAAAAUCUUUCAAGAGCAUGAUUCUAUCUUCUACAACAACUAA